AUGCUAGAUGGAAAUGCCCACACCUGGUGGGAAUCGGUAGUGAGCAGUGUUCCUGCUGAUCGUCUGACGUGGGAUUUUUUCAAAGAGCGAUUCAGGAAGCGUUUCCUUAGAGAGCGUUAUUUGGCUAAGAGGCGACAACAGUUCCAGGACUUGGUGCAUGGAGAUGUGUCAGUCUCCGAGUAUAAGAUGGAAUUUUUGAAGCCGCUGAAGUAUGGUGCUAGCUUGGUUCCCACUGAGAGGGACAAAUGUCACAAGUUUGCUUUAGGACUCAUAUAUGAGUUACGUAGGCCUAGGAGGUCUCCUGGCCCGACCGAGUCUUCGGUACGUCCUGAGAAGAGGACUCGUACUUCAGCCCCCCAUAGGACUAAUACCAGUUCAAGGGCUGCAGUACCUCCACCCCCAGCUGUUAGUCGAGGGAGUUCAUCGAGUUUGCCUCAGGCUUCCGUUCAGACCCCAUCUAGAGGUCAUAGCCAGGGAAAGACUCCUGGAAUAGUGUCCAUGACAUAUAGUAGAGCCCGAUCCCAACAGAGCAUAACACCAGCAGUAUCAAAGGCCAGACAUCCAGCUCUGGUGUAUGCCACCAGACACAAUGGCUCCACCCACUCCUAUAUUUCGAGUUCAAUAUCCCGAGACCUUCAUAUUCCAAUUGAAGACACUGAGAAUGUUGUUACUAUUAUAACUCCAGUAGGACAAUCAGUGGUUGUGAAUAAGCAUUGGGUCAGUCUGGAUUGCGAGUACAAUAGAGCUACUCUAAAGACUUCAGAUGGUCGGACUAUCGUGUUAAUUGACGAACUUCGAGGUUAUCUUUCUAAUAUAGUGUCAGCUUUGGCUAUUGAUUGGAUGAUCCGAAAGGGGUAUGAUACUUUCAUUGCCUGUAUCUUGAACACUAAAGGCUCUCUGUCCAAGAUUGAGGAUAUUCGUACAACUAACGAGUUUUUCGAUGUCUUUCUUGAGGAGUUGCCAAGAUUACCUCUGGAUAGAGAGUUGAAGGUUAAGGGGUCAGAUGUUGCGAAGACUGACAUCUGCACUAGAUUUGAGCAUUAUGAGUUCCUGGUGAUGCCAUUUGGUUUUACAAAUGCUCUCGCAGCUUUCAUGGAUCUGAUAAACCAUGAGGGGAGGGUAGUCGCUUGUACGUCCCGUCAGCUGAGGCUGCAUAAGUGCAAUUACCCGACCCAUGGUUUGAAGUUUGCAACUGUGAUCUUUGCUUUAAUGAUCUGGAGCCACUAUCUCUAUGGAGAGAAGUGUUACAUCUUCAUUGAUCAAAAAAGUCUGAAGUAUCUUCUGGCACAUAAGGAACUUAAUCUGAGGUAG
Messenger RNA from Hibiscus syriacus, 1311 nucleotides. RefSeq lists its product as uncharacterized. The record is from RefSeq and is a predicted model, not a curated record. Bases 1 to 1311 code for a protein of 436 amino acids. NCBI's taxonomy places the organism in Eukaryota, Viridiplantae, Streptophyta, Magnoliopsida, Malvales, Malvaceae. The transcript has 7 exons.